UCUUUAUUUUCUUUCAUUUAUAAAAGGGAAAAUCAAAAUAUGGGUUUUCCUAAUUCUAGUUUUGUUUUGCUCCACAAUUUUCUCCAAUUCCUCACACCUCCUGAUUAUGGGUUUGUGUGGUGGUCCAGUCAAGAACCAGCUCAUUCCAAUUCUUUCUCUCAAUACCCAAAUGCCAUUUCUCUUGUAACCCAUGUUUCUUUCUUUCUUUUUCUCUCCAUAUUUCAAGAAAGAUUUUGUCUUCCUUUGACAAUUGCUUGGGAACCAAACAAUUCAUGUUCAUCUAAGCUCUCUCCCAAACACUGCUUGACAAGGAAAAAGAUCACGGCUUUGUUGCUGUUAAUUGCCACAUUGAAUUUCUGGAAUUUCUUUUGAGGGGUGUUGUCAGUGUUACCCCAUUCAUGUCUUCAAAUCCAGCUAAUGUUUCUGACUCAUCCGAGAUGAGCUACAGUUCAUCAGAUGAAACACCAUGUGGACCCAAGAUGCAAUCUCAUGCCAAGACUGGUAUAAAUUCAUCCAAUGAUAAGGUUUACGACCCCAAUAGGGUGGAUAGAGUAGCAAAAUCUAGUGUCAAAUCAACUCAAAUUUCAUCAGGUGGACCUCAACAUGUGGAUCCAAUUUCUAAAGGAACGGAAUUUGGUACUAAGACUAUAGCUGAGCCAACCACCAACCAUCAUCCAUAUCCAAGCCCAAUGGCACCUGCAAAUUCUGAACUUCUAACCACUUCAGCAGGAAUGGCAAUAGGACCAUCAAAGAGUACCAGUUCUAUCACCAACCUUGGCCAAAUGAGCGGUAGUAGCUCUCGAUCCGACAGCUUAGAGAGUUCCUCUAGUGCACCCCUCAGGCCUCAUACUGGUGGUGAUGUACGGUGGGAUGCCAUUACCAUGGUGUCUAAAGGUUCCCCACUUAAUCUUAGCCAUUUUCGGCUUCUUAAGCGCAUAGGUUAUGGAGACAUUGGCAGUGUCUAUCUUGUUGAGCUCAGAGGAACAAAUACAUUUUUUGCCAUGAAAGUCAUGGACAAGGCAUCUCUUGCUAGUAGAAACAAGCUAUUGCGAGCACAGACAGAAAGAGAGAUACUUGGACUUCUUGACCACCCAUUCUUGCCCACUCUCUAUUCUUACUUUGAGACUGAUAAGUUCUAUUGCUUGGUCAUGGAGUACUGUAGUGGAGGUAAUCUGCAUUCUCUUCGGCAGAAGCAACCUAACAAGCAUUUUACAGAGGAAGCUGCAAGAUUUUAUGCAUCACAGGUUUUGUUAGCACUUGAGUAUCUGCACAUGCUAGGAAUUGUGUACAGGGAUUUAAAACCAGAAAAUGUUCUAGUAAGAGAUGAGGGUCAUAUCAUGCUCUCAGACUUUGAUCUCUCACUCCGUUGUUCUGUCAAUCCUACACUAGUCAAGUCAUCAUCUGUCCACGUAAGCAAUGGUGGUGGUGGUGGAGGUGGUGGUGGGGGCAUUUUAGACGAUGACCUUGCUGUGCAUGGUUGUAUGCAGCCAUCCCAUUUCUUUCCACGCAUUUUACCAGGCAAGAAAAAUCGGAAAUCUAAAUCAGAUUUUGGCCUUUCUGCUAAUGGCAACCUCCCUGAACUGAUGGCAGAGCCUACAAAUGUGCGCUCCAUGUCAUUUGUUGGAACACAUGAAUAUCUAGCCCCAGAGAUUAUUCGCGGAGAGGGCCAUGGUAGUGCGGUGGACUGGUGGACGUUUGGUAUCUUCUUAUAUGAGCUCUUACAUGGGACAACCCCCUUCAAGGGUCACGGAAAUCGUGCCACACUUUUCAACGUCGUAGGGCAGCCUCUGAAAUUCCCAGAAACACCACAAGUGAGUGUUGUUGCACGAAAUCUCAUACGAGGACUGUUGGUGAAAGAACCACAAAAACGGAUUGCCUAUAAAAGGGGUGCCACAGAAAUAAAGCAACACCCAUUUUUUGAUGGAGUGAACUGGGCUCUGGUGAGAUGUGCCAUGCCUCCGCACGUUCCUGAGCCAGUAGACUUUUCACAAUAUGCUAGCAGGGAAGCAAACACUGCGGACAAAAAGAUCACAGAUAUUAGAGGUGAUAAAAAGAACAAUAGUCAUAAUGAUUCAUCUUAUGUAGAUUUUGAGUACUUCUAGCACUCCUUUGCAUGAUGAUUUACAUCCUCUGGAGGAAAUUUACCUUGUACAAAGCUCAAAAAGUUGCAACUCAAUCAGUUAUAUACUUGUAUCAUUUUAUGUUGAGAGGUCUUCACAGAGAAAACUUUCGUUGACUGAACA
Messenger RNA from Prunus avium (sweet cherry), 2243 nucleotides. RefSeq names its product AGC kinase 1.7 (gene AGC1.7). Lineage: Eukaryota; Viridiplantae; Streptophyta; Magnoliopsida; Rosales; Rosaceae. Gene Ontology annotation, biological process: protein phosphorylation. Gene Ontology annotation, molecular function: ATP binding; protein kinase activity. The record is from RefSeq and is a predicted model, not a curated record.